Alternaria incomplexa is the source of this 720-nucleotide messenger RNA. RefSeq lists its product as uncharacterized. The record is from RefSeq and is a predicted model, not a curated record. Gene Ontology annotation, cellular component: EMC complex. The transcript has 3 exons. Lineage: Eukaryota; Fungi; Ascomycota; Dothideomycetes; Pleosporales; Pleosporaceae. Bases 1 to 720 code for a protein of 239 amino acids.
AUGAAGACGUCACUCGCCACCCUCUCGUCUUUCGCGACGCUCACAAGCGCUGCACGUCUGCUGCUACAAAUCCCGAACUCGGUCCUUGUCAAUCCGUCCACGCUCCCCUCGACCACGCACGCAACGCUCCAGUCCUCCGGCCCGCCCCUUGAUGCCUAUCUCACGCGCUCCAACACGUUCAACUUCAACAAUGUGAGCGCCGGAAGCUACCUUGCUACCGUGCAUUGCCGCGACUAUGCGUUCGAGCCAUUGAGGAUUGAUGUCACCGUGGAAGAGGCGGCAGAGGGCAGCGGGGAGAAGAAGGAGAUGAUCAGGGCAUACCAGACCUUCCUGGGUAACGAAUGGGACAACAAGGGAGAGAGCCGCGGCGAGGGCGGUAGCGGUUUGGUGGUUGAAGCCAGGCCGGUAGGAACCAAGUACUUCUACCAAGAGAGGCAAGGCUUCUCACCGCUGUCAUUCUUGAAGAAUCCUAUGAUUCUCAUGGCGAUAGUGUCCAUGGGCCUCAUCUUCGGCAUGCCCAAACUGAUGGAGAACAUGGACCCCGAGAUGAAGGAAGAAUUCGAGGAGAUGAAGAAGAACGGCGUCCUGGGCUCCGGAAACACCAACACUGCAUCGCAGUUACAGAACUUUGACCUCGCCUCGUGGAUGGCCGGUAAGACCGACUCGGGCAGCGCGAGCGCACGUACACAGAGUCCUGCAGGGCAGACGAAGAAACGAUAG